Hippocampus zosterae (dwarf seahorse) is the source of this 3625-nucleotide messenger RNA. Its product is annotated as cadherin EGF LAG seven-pass G-type receptor 1-like. The transcript has 18 exons. Gene Ontology annotation, molecular function: G protein-coupled receptor activity. Gene Ontology annotation, cellular component: membrane. Gene Ontology annotation, biological process: cell surface receptor signaling pathway; adenylate cyclase-activating G protein-coupled receptor signaling pathway. Bases 32 to 2878 code for a protein of 948 amino acids. Lineage: Eukaryota; Metazoa; Chordata; Actinopteri; Syngnathiformes; Syngnathidae. The record is from RefSeq and is a predicted model, not a curated record.
GAACGAAGAGCUCCGUCGAAACGGUUCCAGGAUGGACGGCGAGCGCGCCGGGAGCAUCGUGCGCUCGCUGCGCGGCGCCACGGGUGACGUCAAGGGUUACUACGGCAACGACUUGAAGACGGCCGCUCAGCUGCUAAACCGCGUGCUGCGCUACGAGAGCCGGCAGGCGGGAUUCGAACUCACUGCGGCGAAGGAUGCGGAAUUCAACGAGAAUUUGGUUCGAGCCGGAAGUGCCAUACUGGACCCGGACACGAAAGCGCACUGGGAGCAAAUCCAGAAAACGGACGGCGGCACUGCCCACCUUCUGCGGAAUUUUGAGGACUACGCAAACACUCUUGCGCGGAACGUGAGGAAAACCUACCUCAAACCCUUCACCAUUGUGACGGACAACAUGAUAUUCUCCGUGGACUACCUGGACGUGACGGACCCCCGUAAGGCCACGUUCCCCCGCUUCCACGACAUUGAGGAGGAAUACCCGGAAGAGCUCGAAUCCUCUGUGCACUUCCCGCACUUCAACCUCCAACGCCAGUGGCCCCGAGUGGAGCCCACAACGGCGCCAGCAGCCCAGACCGGGACCUCCCCGGCGGAGGGUCACACGUCGUACGACAGGAGCCGCCGCCACCUCGUGCCGGCUGUCCAUCUCCCGGUUGCCGUGGUGAUAGUGUACAAGUCACUGGGGACGCUGCUUCCAGAAAGAUUUGACCCGGAUCGCAGAAGUCUAAGGGUCCCGAACCGCCCGGUGAUCAACACGGCAAUCGUCAGCGCCGCCGUACACAGCGAGGGUCCGCCUCUUCCAUUGAUUUUGGACCCUCCCAUCACGCUGGAGUACUCGCUGCUGGAGACGGAGGAGAGGACCAAGCCCGUUUGCGUCUUCUGGAACCACUCCAUUGCGAUCGGAGGGACGGGCGGUUGGUCCUCCAAAGGCUGCGAGGUGCUUGAGAGGAACAACAGCCACAUUAGCUGUCAGUGUAACCACAUGACCAGCUUCGCCGUGCUCAUGGACGUGUCCAAAAGAGAGCACGGCGACGUUCUCCCCCUGAAGAUUGUCACCUACGCCACCGUGUCCGUCUCCCUGUUCCUGCUCCUGCUCACCUUGAUCCUGCUGUGUCUGCUGCGCCGGCUGCGCUCCAACCUCCACGUCAUCCACAGGAACCUAGUGGCGGCGCUCUUCUUUUCCGAGCUCGUCUUCCUCCUCGGCAUCAAUCAGACCGACAACCCGUUCGUGUGCACAGUCAUAGCCAUCCUCCUUCACUACUUCUACAUGUGCACCUUUGCGUGGAUGUUCGUGGAGGGUCUGCACAUCUACCGCAUGCUGACGGAGCUGCGCAACAUCAACCACGGCCACAUGAGGUUCUACUACGCCAUGGGCUGGGGCAUCCCGGCUAUCAUCACCGGCUUGGCCGUUGGCCUGGACCCGCAGGGUUACGGCAACCCGGAUUUUUGUUGGCUGUCCGUGCACGACACGCUCAUUUGGAGCUUUGCGGGACCCAUAUUCGUCGUGGUUUUGGUGAACAUUGUGAUCUUUAUCUUGGCCGCAAAGGCUUCCUGUGGUCGCAGGCAGAAGGCGGUUGAGAAGUCAGGCGCCAUCCCAGCACUUCGAAUGGCCUUCCUGCUGCUGCUGCUCAUCAGCGCCACCUGGCUGCUGGGCCUGAUGGCGGUCAACAGCGACGUGCUGACCUUCCACUACCUGUUCGCCGGCUUCAGCUGUCUGCAGGGCGUCUUCAUCUUCUUCUUCCACAUCGUCUUCAACAAAGACGUAAGGAAGCAUUUCAAGAACGUCUUCACGGGGAAGAAGAACUUCCCCGACGAGACAACCGCCACGAGGGCCUCUUUGCUCACACGCUCCCUCAACUGCAACAACACGGACGACGGCCACGUGUACCGCGCCGCCGUGGGCGAGUCCACCGUCUCCUUGGACAGCACGCUCAGGUCAGGAAAGAGCCGCAGCAGCUACCGGGCUUACGCGCUCUGGAGGGAGGAGUCGGGCCAGAAACCCAGCGUCUCAUCCGGAACGGCCAAAGGGCACACGGAUCUCGACGGGCCUCUCUUCCACAGAAGUGGCUCCAAGGCAGACGAUUCCGACUCGGACAGCGAGCUGUCGUUGGACGAGAACAGCUCCUCCUACGCCUCGUCGCACUCGUCGGACAGCGAGGACGACGACAUGGACGUCAAGCCCAAGUGGAACAACGAGAGGCAGCCGGCUCACAGCACGCCUAAAGUAUCCAAUCACGUGAUGCCGUACUGGCCGACGGACGCCAACACGGCCAGCGACAGCGAGGAGCCCGGCGCUCCGGAGCGCCUGCGUGUGGAGACCAAAGUGAAUGUGGAGCUCCACCCGGAGAGCAAAAUCAACCACAUUGUGGACCGGGGUAGGCUCGAGACCCCUCAGGACCAAGACAAGCACGUGGCCGGAAACACCAAGGAGGCCGUGACGGCCACCGGUCAGACUAAUAGCAACCACCAACCCGAACAGAGAAAAGGGAUCCUGAAGAACAAGAUCAGCUACCCGCCCCCCCUGACCGACAAGAACAUGAAGAACCGUCUCCGGGAGAAGCUGAGCGACUACAAUUCGCCCACCAUCACCUCGCCACCGCCAAACUACAACAUGGCAACCUCCCCGUCCCCAACGUCGGUCAACAUCAUGGCGCCGUCGUCCCGCCGGCCCUCGCUGGCCUCCAGCGACGGCGGCGGUCGCCCCGGCAACAACGGGUCGCUGGUCAAACCGGCCGUGGCGCCACGCUCGCAGAUCGCCGUCGCCUCAUCGCCGGCGGGCGUCUACCGCGACACUAACGGCGGGAUGGCGAUGCACUUGAAGUCGGCGACGGUCAACGGCAGCAACGGCACAGAAGAGGACAUCCAGACCAGCCCACCAUUAUGAGAAGAGGAGACCGGACCCUCGGGAGAGACCCACGAGUCCGGAGAUCAGUAUUAACCCAAUUCGAAGGAAAGAAGGAAUGAUAAAGGGAACAAGAGGGAGGAGGAGGAGGAUGGAACCCGGAGUGCCAAAUGCAUCAAAGGAAUAAAAAUUGGGGGGCGGGGAAGCAGAGACUCGAAAGUUGAAGACACGCCCCCCUUGGUAUGUAUUGCAAGUGUGACUGGUAGGAAACACGUUGGUACAUUAGUCCCAUAGGAUUUCAAAAGAGGCAAAAAAAAAGUGCUCCUUUUGUUUUACUUUUGAACUUGGGGUAAAGCUCUCAAAUUUGGUGAAAAGAUGGCGGAAAAGCAUCUACUUUUUUUUUUUUAAUCAAACUUGAACAAUCAGGAGAUGAGCGUUGAGGCCUCCCAAAUGCGUUUAAAGUUGAGAAGAAAGAGCACUAACGGAAGGAUGGAAACACUGAAGCACUAUAAAGCCGUUUCUCACAUUUAGCGUGAAGAUUCACGAUGGAAUUCUCCAGUUUGAAAGACCAGAAUCCACCUCGCAGCUACUCUUUAAGUUAUGUUUACCACUCACAAGGGUGCCUUCGUCUUGUUUCCGCCUGUGUGAUCAAUAUUGUUUUAAGACGUGGUUAUUUUUGUAACGUUGGGACACUGGAAAUGUUUUGUAACAUAAUGUAUAUUUAUUUUUUACGGUUCUAAGACACUGGAGUUAAGUCUGACAAAUUAAAGAUGUUGACUUUGUACUUAA